GGUGUGCUUGAUGUGCUUGAUCACAAUUGCUGGUAAGAUCUACUGCAUCUCUUUGAAACAGCAGAAUCCGAUCUAGAAGCACAAAACAGAUUCCUCAUGGAAGAGACUAUUCUGAAGCUUUCUUCUUGUGUUGCUCCAUUGAGGUCAAGAUGACACAGUGGAAUUCAGAGACAGAAAAACAAAAACACCAAAAUAGGCACCAAUCAACUCCAAGCUCAUCCCCCUCCAUUCUUUGAACCUCCAUAAAUACCAGGACUCUGGGCCACACACUUCAUUCAAUCUGGUGAGUGACUACUUCUUUGUUGAAUCCUCCAACCAGAGCUUCACCAUGAGGGCCAUUUUCCUAGGCUUUGCAGUACUACUGCUGUUCAUCGUGGCUACAGAAGCCUAUCCAAGCAAAGGCAAAUGCGGCACUCACUGUCAUCAUGCAUAUUGUCAGAAACAUUGUGCCUAUGGAGUAAAUGCCGCUGCAAACUGCGCCUGUGCUGCUCAAGGAUAUGGAUAUCAGUGCUGCCUCCCACCACCGCCACCUCCUCCACCUCCUCCACCACCACCGCCACCACCUCCACCACCACCUCCUCCACCACCACCACCACCACCGCCUAAAAAACAUCACUGGGCACCACCACCACAGCCUCACAAGAAAGGCUGAGCACCUGGAGAACCAAGGGAGUAGAAUGGCAUCAGACCUCUAUUCAGCAGUAAAAAAGUAAUGGUAAAAAAGUAAACAAUAAAAGUUGUAAAAUCUCAA
This is a messenger RNA of Anolis carolinensis (green anole), 751 nucleotides long. RefSeq lists its product as uncharacterized. The record is from RefSeq and is a predicted model, not a curated record. The transcript is spliced from 2 exons. NCBI's taxonomy places the organism in Eukaryota, Metazoa, Chordata, Lepidosauria, Squamata, Anolidae. Bases 329 to 652 code for a protein of 107 amino acids.